UCCCUAAUUAUCAUUGUUCUUUUCAACUUAAAGAGAGCAAGAUGGCCCAAAACACCCCCAUGUCCUUUGAAUAAAUUAAGUUUAGAACCAACGGGAAAAACAUACAUGCAUGCAUACACCGACAGAAAGAGCAAGAUGGCCCAAAACAACCCCAUAUCGCCGAACCUUCCAUGCAAGGUCCGUCUCUUAAUCUCUAUCCUGACCACCGUCAUCGACGCCACUCGCCGCUCCAAUGGCACUGUUAACCGCCGUCUUAUGAGCCUAUUCGACUUCAAAGCCUCCCCUUCGGACAAACCCAACAACGCGGUCAAAACGUCCGACGUAAUGGUGGACCCUUCCCGCAACCUCUGGUUCCGCCUCUACGUCCCCACCACCACCGACCCUGCCUCCAAGCUUCCACUUGUUAUCUACUUCCACGGUGGUGGAUUCGUGUUCUUUUCUGCCAACUCAAAACCCUACAACGACCUCUGCAAACGUCUCGCCACCAAACUCCCUGCCGUCAUCAUCUCCGUCAACUACCGCCAUGCGCCGGAGCAUCGGUAUCCUUCCCAAUACGAAGACGGCAUGGACGUCCUCAAAUUCAUUGACACAACAAGAAUUGAGGGUCUUGAUCUCAACAACGUUGACAUCACCCGGUGUUUCCUCGCCGGAGACAGCGCCGGCGGCAACCUGGCCCACCACGUGGUAAUCAAGACGAGCGACCAUGAAUUUUGCCAGAUGAGGGUGAUGGGACUAAUAGCGAUACAGCCAUUUUUUGGCGGGAAAGAAAGGACCGAAUCGGAAACAAGGCUUGCAAAAGAGGGCUUGGCGAUCACUUUGGAGCAGACUGACUGGUAUUGGAAGGCGUUUCUGCCGGAGGGAUCGAAUAGGGACCACGCGGUGGUGAACGUGUUUGGGCCAGAGUCAAGCGGUAUCUUGGGGGUCAAGUUCCCGGCUACGAUUGUUUUCAUGGGAGGUUUCGAUCCGUUACAAGACUGGCAAAAGAUGUACUACCAGGGAUUGAAGAAAAAGGGGAUACAAGCUUACUUGAUCGAGUACCCAAAUUCGUUUCAUGGAUUUUAUGUUUUUCCUGAGCUAAAGGAGUCUUCCUUUUUUAUUAAGGAGGUGAAGGAUUUCAUCGACAAGCUAUCAACUUGUUAAUAAAAUUGUUCCUCUGUCUCUCGCCAAAAGAUGUGUUUGAGUUAAAUUCUCAUCAGAAUUGACUUUCAAUACCGCACU
Molecule: messenger RNA, 1218 nt
Organism: Pyrus x bretschneideri (Chinese white pear)
Lineage: Eukaryota; Viridiplantae; Streptophyta; Magnoliopsida; Rosales; Rosaceae
Product: probable carboxylesterase 18
Exons: 1
Coding region: 106-1140 (344 amino acids)
Biological process (GO): pollen tube growth
Molecular function (GO): carboxylic ester hydrolase activity
Source: RefSeq, a predicted model, not a curated record